GUCCGACUUGACCUUCUCCACCUACACUGGACUCGUACGCGUUCUCAGGAUGGCGCAGUUCCACUUGCUGGACCCUCACUACGACGAGCACCACAGGGGCCGUCUCACCGCAGAGGGAGAGGUGUUGCCCGUUCUGCGGGUCCGGACCCACGACCGGUUUCUGGAGGAGAUGAGGUACGAUGAGAGGUACACUCCUCUCCUACAGAGGGCUGGCUUGGACGUCUUAUCGUACCAAGUCCGCCGUGGGCUGCCCACUUUCAACCCAGCGGCGUUGACGGCUCUGGUCGACAGGUGGCGGCCAGAGACUCACACUUUCCACCUUCCCUGCGGUGAGAUGACCGUGACGCUUGAAGAUUGCUAGAAGAUUCUUGGUCUCAGCAUUAUGGGUCGUCCAGUGACCGGUCAGGCAUCACCAGGCGGUUGGAGGCAGAGGGUGGAGGCCUUUCUUGGGAGACUGCUUCCGGAUGAGCUACGAGGUAGCCACAACACCGGAGUCCCACUGACCUGGCUUAGGCAGAGCUUUGGGCAGUGUCCACCUGGUGCAGAUGAGCAGACGGUUGGAUACCAUUGUCGAGCUUGGAUUCUCCAUCUCUUUGGUUCAGUUCUUUUUCCAGACGCGACAGGCGACAGCGCGUCAUGGAUGUUUCUGCCCUGCCUGACUGACUGGGAUACGACCGGAGGUUACAGCUGGGCUUCAGCAGUGUUGGCCUUCCUGUACAGGCAACUUUGCGAGGCUUGUCGUCGUUCGUCGAGGACCGCCAGCUGCGAGAGCGAUAAGCUCACUCAACCUUGAUGUGUCAUCCUCCUCUUCUUCAUGUAAUCCUGCCUCUGCGAGGGCGAUAAGCUCACUCAAUCCACAUGUGUCGUCGUCCUCC
Zea mays is the source of this 875-nucleotide messenger RNA. RefSeq names its product protein MAIN-LIKE 1-like. The record is from RefSeq and is a predicted model, not a curated record. NCBI's taxonomy places the organism in Eukaryota, Viridiplantae, Streptophyta, Magnoliopsida, Poales, Poaceae. Bases 50 to 361 code for a protein of 103 amino acids. Gene Ontology annotation, biological process: meristem maintenance; meristem development. The transcript is spliced from 4 exons.